This is a messenger RNA of Equus quagga, 714 nucleotides long. Its product is annotated as translation initiation factor IF-2-like. The record is from RefSeq and is a predicted model, not a curated record. The transcript is spliced from 2 exons. Lineage: Eukaryota; Metazoa; Chordata; Mammalia; Perissodactyla; Equidae. Bases 1 to 567 code for a protein of 188 amino acids.
AUGGGCCAAGGCGGGGGGGAGGGGCGGGGGACGCGGCGUCGCCAGCCGAGGGGUGCCAGGGAGUGCGGACGCAGGGGGCGCAGGAGCCCGCGCCGGCGCCAGGGCCGGGCCUUAUCCGGCGGCAACUAUACCGGCCGGUCCCGGAGGGGGAUGCUUGGGGUGAGGAUGAGGGGCUCUCGCGCGCACGCGCCCAUCCCGGUCCGCGCGCUUCUCGCCCACGUGCGUGGCCCCGUGCGGCGCAGGCCCCUCCCCGGGGGGCGCGGCGUGGGCGGGGCUCCUCCUGGCGGCCGCGCCCAACCCUACAAGUCCGCGGCGCUUCGUCGCCUGUCCCAACCUGCUCGGUGGCCCACGGCCGGGCGGGGCCGCGCACAAACAGCCCGCGGGCCGGGCGGGGCGGCGAGGGCCGGAAGCCCCGCCCGUGCGGCUCCGAGUCGUCCCCGGGAACUCCCGGCGCCCAGCCUGGGGGUGCUCCGGCGCCCCUCGCAGGGAGAAGUUCCUGAGGCCCCGGCCCUGGGCGCCCCGAGCGCAGCCCCUCGAGGAUCCGGGGACCGAGUAUCCCCCUCCUAGGAGGGGCCGGUUUCCUGGAGCUGGGGGAGCGGAUUUGGAACCGGGGCCGGGGGCUGGCUCCUGGAUCGAGCCGGGGAGGAGCACGUACCUAAAUGGGGACUGAACUUCGCAUGAGGGAGCGGUUGGAUACGCGUCUGAGACGAUGGG